Molecule: messenger RNA, 531 nt
Organism: Cantharellus anzutake
Lineage: Eukaryota; Fungi; Basidiomycota; Agaricomycetes; Cantharellales; Hydnaceae
Exons: 1
Coding region: 251-412 (53 amino acids)
Source: RefSeq, a predicted model, not a curated record
CUGACUCUUGAUCUAAGACCUCUGCUCGACGUCUCCGUCCUCCAAUUUUUCGCACCCCACUCCAGCCCCCUUAUCCUCUGGAAUGGAUUUCGAAGUUGAAUGUGUCGAAAUCCGUGUUCGGGAAUCUGAACUGAACGAGCUGAUUCCCCGGUAAUAACAACAAGCGCAAUCAUCCACCUCCACCCAUCUUAUUGGCCUCUUCGGUGCUCUGGUUUUUGGUCCUGAACAUCAUCAUAUUCCGCGAUAUAGGAUGAAUACACUGCCUUACCCCCUUUCCCCUCUAUGUAUUUUUCAAUCCACCUCCCCCCUCUGUCAACCACCCCUGUAUCAUAUUAAUGCCUCCACGCCCCAUUCAGACCUUAUAUUCGUACGCAGGCCUGACAAUCCUUCACCUCACACAUUUCCGGCUUAGUUUAUGUAAGUUACAUCCAAAUAACCCUGGACGCUUGCUGCGAAACCGAUUAAAACUGUCGCGCACAAUUCUGAAAGGAAACCUUAGAGGAAAAUGCCCAUUUAUGUCUUGCGAUACAA